CGCGACAAGCCGCCUUGUGUCCCGGCUGGCCAGCGCCGCUGCUCCCGGCUGCCGCUCUCACUCCAGCCCCGCCGUCGCGCUGUUCCCUGCGGCGCCAUGAGCGGGCUGGGGCCGCAGCGGGAGCUGGAGGAGGCCGCUGCCCUGGAGCGCCGGCGGCGGCGGGAGCUGCUGCGGCGGGGCCGCAUCUUCAACCCGCGGAUCCGCACCAUCGGGAUUGAUAAAGAGGCAUUGGAUGCACAGGUCAAGGAGAGGAAAAUUCAAGAAGCAGCUGAAAAAGCAGAACAUGAGAGAUUUGCUCAUGACAUGAAGAAAAAUGACAAGCUCAUGUGUCUGCUAGAAGAACGCCAGAAAAAUGAAAUCAAAGACAUGAACAGGGCUCUAACUGAAUUUCAUAAGAAUUUUCAGAAGCCAGAAACAAGACGUGAAUUUGACCUGAAUGAUCCACAAGCCCUAAAGAAAGACAGACCUGCUCGAGUUUCAGACGAUGAUCCUCGGUGUACCAUAUCUGGCAUGCAGAAGUUUAUGGGUGAAGACUUAAACUAUGAUCAGAGGAUGAAGUUUCAAAAGGAGCAAUUGAGGGAGUGGUCUCUUCAGCAACAGAAAGACUCAAAAAAUGCAUUAGCCGACCAAAAAUUGGCAGAUGAUCUUUAUGACAAGUUUAGGAUUGAACUUGACCGAAAGAUUAUGGAAGAACAGAGAAAAGAAGAGGAAAGCAGGCGUGCUGUUUGUACAGCUACUAAAAAUUUCAAUAGAAUCCAGGCUGCUGAAGUAGAUCAUAAAAAUGAAUUGGAAAAGGCUCAAAAAAUAAAAGAUGACAUGGAUGAAAUUACCUGCCUCCUUCGAGGAGACUUCCUUUCUGAAAACCCUGACCAAGCUUUCAGUCCCUGGGCUAAACGUAAUGUGCUGGUGAAUCGAUGGAAGGGAAUGAAUCAGGAGCAGCGGAUGGCAAUUCGUGAAUUUCAGAAGGAACAAGCUCUGGAGAAACAGAGAGCCAGAGAGCAGGAGCGCCGCAGAGAUGCUGAAUGGGACAGGCAGCGUGUGCAGGCUGCGCGAGCCCAGUUGCUUCAGGAGCGGCACCAGCAGCGGCAGAACCAGGAACAGCGCCGAGAUUUGGAUGCCAUGAAUGCAGGGCUCUCUCAGGAGCAGAAAGCAAAGAAUAUUUAUCUUAAAGAGGAAGAGUAUUCAAAUGUUCCAACAGAGGAGUUUUACGCACAGUUUAAUACAACCACCCGGUGAUGAUCUGGAUAAAUCAACCAGAAUUAUACAGAAGUAUGUAGACACAUUAAAAUUUUCAGUUGAGCAAUCCCAUGUUUUAUUGUUUUUAUCUGUUCCCUGCCCUGUUCAAACACCGCACGCAAACUAAAGGACAGAUCUAUUCUAAGAAAAGGAAAACAUUGUAAUAAUUUUUAAACAUGAUUGUUGUUCUGAUAGGACUAGUAGAUUCAGUAGUAGGUUGUUUGACUCUUGUGUCGCAGGCUUAGCUGUAAUAUUUACAUUAUUCAUGCCUAUAGAAAUAAAUUUCUGGAAAGAAAUCUGAAUUUUAACUACAGUGCUGCUUUAUGCAACUUGGCCAGAGGGGAAUGCUUCCUGCCAUAGUCCACAAGAGAUGCCCUUCUCUGGGAGGGGAGGAAGAUGACCUAGGCAGAAAAUUUUGUGUUGGUUUGUUUGUGGUUUGGUUUUUUUCUUUUUUUUUUUUUUUUAUUUUGGAUUUUCUUAAAGCUAAAAACCCAGCCAGAGAGAAAGACAAGAAAAAAGGAAGAAGUGGUUAAGUUGGUCAGAAAUGUUGUGAACAGUGGGAAUAAGGAGAAAAAAGUUCAAUAGUCAUUGAGGUGAUUAGUGCACUGAGACAUGGCACUGAAACAGAAUGUGUGUAAGAAUUAGUGUGGAAAAGCAGGGGGGAAAGUAUUCUUACGUCCACCCUGAUGCUUUGAAUCACAGAAUCACAAAAUCACAGAAUAAUGAGGUUGGAAGAGACCUCUAAGAUCAUCGAGUCCAACCCAUGUCCUAACACCUCAGCUAGACUAUAGCACCAAGUGGCAUGUCCAGCCUUUUAAAAAUACAUCCAGAGGUGGUGAUUCCACCACCUCUCUGGGAAGAGCAUUCCAGUACUUUAUUAUUCCGUCAGUGAAAAAGUUUUUCCUAAUAUCCAACCUAUACCUUCCCUGAGGUGGCUUGAGACUGCAUCCUCUGGUUCUGUCAGUGCUGCC
Passer montanus (Eurasian tree sparrow) is the source of this 2207-nucleotide messenger RNA. It is a transcript of the gene RIBC2, whose product is annotated as RIB43A domain with coiled-coils 2. The record is from RefSeq and is a predicted model, not a curated record. NCBI's taxonomy places the organism in Eukaryota, Metazoa, Chordata, Aves, Passeriformes, Passeridae. The transcript has 7 exons. Bases 97 to 1236 code for a protein of 379 amino acids.